Rhizopus microsporus ATCC 52813 is the source of this 1271-nucleotide messenger RNA. Its product is annotated as HMG-box. The transcript is spliced from 5 exons. Bases 105 to 980 code for a protein of 291 amino acids. Gene Ontology annotation, cellular component: nucleus. Gene Ontology annotation, molecular function: protein binding. The record is from RefSeq and is a predicted model, not a curated record. Gene Ontology annotation, biological process: regulation of gene expression. Lineage: Eukaryota; Fungi; Mucoromycota; Mucoromycetes; Mucorales; Rhizopodaceae.
AUCGAUAAAUAAAUAGGAAGAAAAAGAGCAUAAAAUAAAAAGGGACUUUUUUUUGUUGGAGGAGAAGAGCAAGACUAUAUUGAUCUGAAAUUGAUUAUGAAAGGAUGUCAUACACAACACAGAAUAACCAUUACACCCAAAAAUCGAGAGAAAAUGAAGUGAUUGAAUUCUUAAAGAAGUGUCAACUUGAUCAGUAUGCACCUAUAUUUUUCGAAGAAGGUUUUGAUACAAUGGAAGCUGUUUAUGAAAUAACGGAAGAAGACCUAAUUGCGUUAAACGUUAAAAGAGGGCACAGAAGGCUUAUCCAAAGAGAAAUCGCUACGUUGAAUGGAAUACCAAAACAUCAGCCAUUGAUCGUCAACUCUAUCCCUCCUCAAGUUGAUCCGAGUACCAAAUUAUUAUUCCCUUCCCCUCGCCCUCCAUUUUACUAUAAAAAAAUAAGCGAAACAGCAAAUAAGAAAGACAUGAGCGGUGAAAGCUCAAGUGGCUAUGGAUCCAUGCAAUCAUCUUCUUCUUUUAGCAAUAAUACAAACAAUAAUGGGAAAACAUCAUUUGAUGAAUACGAAGAGGAUGGGACCAGCAGUAGCGAUCAAUCGUUACACGGAUAUACCAGAAAAUAUAAAAGACACCCAAAGCCCGAUAUCCAUGCCCCUGUGAAGCCUCCUUCUGCUUAUGUUAUGUUUUCAAACGAUUCAAGAGCCCAGUUAAAAGAUCACAACCUUUCCUUUGCUGAAAUUGCAAAGAUUGUUGGCGAGCAGUGGAAAAAACUAGAUGCAAGAGAAAAGCAAGUCUACGAGUGUAAUGCUAUGCGAGCUAAAGAUGAAUAUAUUGAUGCACUCAAUCGAUACAAGCAAACACCAGAAUAUAGAAAAUAUCAGGCUUAUUUAGCAGACUUUAAAAGUAAACAAGAUGAAGAAAAUAAGAGAAUAAUGAGACAGCGUAAAAGAGUGAAGAUGAAUUCACCAAGCAGUAACAGGUAAGUGUACCGAUUGAAAGCCUAAAUUUAUAAAUGUCUUUUAUAGAAUAUUUUAACACAGUAUUACCAAGUGGCAACAUGGCUGACUGUAGCUCAAAUGAAACGACUCAAUGGACUAUUAUAUGGAUCAGCCCAACAGCUCUUCAAGCAAUGGUUCUAUUGAUAUAUACAAUGUCUAAUUUCAUAAUAUUAAUAAUAAAUAGGAGCAGCAGCAGCCAUCACAAUAGCCACUUUUUACAAGCUACUCAUUGUAGAGAGUUCUUUGCUUUUUUUUUUUAAUAAAGUUUCAACUGAA